Heteronotia binoei (common prickly gecko) is the source of this 655-nucleotide messenger RNA. It is a transcript of the gene TEKTIP1, whose product is annotated as tektin bundle interacting protein 1. The record is from RefSeq and is a predicted model, not a curated record. NCBI's taxonomy places the organism in Eukaryota, Metazoa, Chordata, Lepidosauria, Squamata, Gekkonidae. The coding region runs from base 40 to 639 and encodes 199 amino acids. The transcript has 4 exons.
GGCUGGUCUGGGAGGAAGGGGGGCCGUUGCAGCCAGAACAUGGAUUUCCGUGGCUUGGAUUUCAGAGAUCUGGUGCUAGAUCGGCCAUACGUCCCCCAAAGCACUCUGGAGUCUGAUUUCCCCACUCCGCUGUACAGCGAUGAGUACCUAAUGUUGAGGGGGCCCCACAAUGCCCCUGUCAUCAAAGAGGCCGUACGCUGGAAGUUCACCCCCAUGGGCUGGGAUGCCAUCCCUCAGACCUGGUACACGGGCCUCACCAACUGCCCCAACCGCAAAGCCUGGUAUACCCUCACCAACGGCAUCAGCCGGGAAGCCUACCACCGCUGGUACAAGUCCCAUGCCAAGCGAGAAAAGAAGCUGCCAGUUGCGUACGCCCAGCAUUUGCGGGAGAGCAGCUGGUAUGACCCGAUUGUCCCUGCUCAGUAUUUGAAACCUGAUACUCGCUGGGGAGCUUUUCUGUGGCAAGACAAACCCAUUCCUGGGAAAGAAUAUGUCAUCAACCGCAAUCGCUGUGCCAAAGACCUGCCUGGGAAGCCGGGCUAUGUCCCGUUUCUGUCUCUGCACACGCCCGCCUUCACCACCAAGGACUGCCGCACCUGGAGAAUGUUCAGCCACCAGCCCUCCACCAACAACCAAUAAAACCUUUCCCAGAAUA